UGACCCAUCGACGUGGCUGAUGCGUAGCCUAACGAAAACAAACCAAACCAGCUGUCGUUUGUAGAUACCUUUUGUGUUGGAAUUUUUUAUUCUUCCUCUCAAAUUGCCAUUUAAAACGGACGCCAUAUCAUUUGCAAUAUCUAUCCAUUGAAAUCAUCAAAUAUGGCAGAGGAUGGUUUUGACCCCUGUGAGUGCAUCUGCUCUCAUGAGCAUGCCAUGAAGAGAUUGAUCAGCCUGCUGCGGCAGUCCCAGUCCUAUUGUACAGACACAGAUUGCCCACAGGAGAUGCCUGGCCCCAGCUCUUCAGGUGGUGAAGACCUCACUGUGCCGAUGAUCAUCAUGGGAUGGAUGGUGUUGGCAGUUAUCCUCUUCCUUUUACGCCCCCUGAGUAUGAGGAAUGGGCCUGCAGACUGCAGACCCCACAAUACUGAGAACAGGGACCCACCUUCCCCUCCUGUGGAUUAACCAUCACUAUGGUAACUGUUUUACCACUGGCUAAGGACCUGAGCUGUAACCUCUGACCUUGAGCAGCCGUCACUCUGUAAUCGUUAGCUUUAUGACCUUUAAUAACAGCUCCUCCACUCAACUGUGGCUUCAUAUUCUCUUCUUCAGCACUGCAGGUGGCUGGUUUUUAGAGUGUGUGUGUGUGUGUGUGUGUGUGUGUGUGUGUGUGUGUGUGUGUGUGUGUGUGUGAGUGUAACGGAAACAGAAACAGUUACACCAGGGUGGAGGUUCUUCACAUUCCUUUCUGAUGUCAAAUGGGGUGAAUUGGGGUUCUUGUGAAGUCUAGACCGGAAAAAAGUCACACAGGCAGACCUUGUCAGACCCCACACCCUUCCAACCAACUUUAAUAUUUUGCACAUGUUUGUAAUGAGUCAGAGGUGUGAUGACGUUUGUACGGUCUUAUUUCAACACUGUGCGUGUGUGUGUGUUUGGGCGCUAUGUUACUAACUAAAUCAUAAAACACUACAAAUUAAAGAAUGUAUGAGACAUAGUGUGUGUGUGUGUGUGUGUGUGUCUGUGUGUGUCUGUCUCAGCAUCAGUGUCAGCCUGCAUCCAAAGCAAACAAAUCAUGGGUGGAGUUUAGUUUUAUCGAAAUCUGGGAGGACCUUUUGGAGAGACAUGUUUGGAUGAUGAUGUGGCUCAUUCACGUCAUAGUGACUACCGCAAUCUCAGAUGGCUGUGGAGACUCAUCUUCAUCUUCAAAACUGUUGAUUGAUUUUUGUUUAACGAUUUAAUCAUGAUUGUUCUACAUAAUGCUAUACAAAACACUGUAUUCAUAUCACAGAAAGGGCUUGUACUAUGCACUUUUCCUUAUCUCUAAUAAAGCUCUUAAAACAUAA
Clupea harengus (Atlantic herring) is the source of this 1343-nucleotide messenger RNA. RefSeq names its product small integral membrane protein 14 (gene smim14). Gene Ontology annotation, cellular component: endoplasmic reticulum. NCBI's taxonomy places the organism in Eukaryota, Metazoa, Chordata, Actinopteri, Clupeiformes, Clupeidae. The record is from RefSeq and is a predicted model, not a curated record.